Tribolium madens (black flour beetle) is the source of this 725-nucleotide messenger RNA. RefSeq lists its product as uncharacterized. The record is from RefSeq and is a predicted model, not a curated record. NCBI's taxonomy places the organism in Eukaryota, Metazoa, Arthropoda, Insecta, Coleoptera, Tenebrionidae. Bases 215 to 688 code for a protein of 157 amino acids. The transcript is spliced from 3 exons.
AUCAUGGCAGUUGCAGUGGAAGUGUUGUGCAGAUAACAGAAUUAUCUUUACACGACACACAAAACAAAUUUGUUGAAACGAAAAUAAACAUUUUCUGAAAAUUCCACUUUAAGUAAUCAUCGAUUUUCCGGAAUCUAACAAAUUUCUUCAACCUCAAACAUGUGAUUUCUAACACUACCAUUUCAUAAUAUUUCAUCAAAUUAAUAAAAUUGUGAUGGAAGAUAGUGGUAUUGAUAGUGGAGACCAUAAUGGGGACGCAUCAUUAAAACCUAGAGGUAGCGAUUCUUCCAGCGCCGACAGUAGUAGGUCGCCGCCUAGGUCUUUGCCAACUUCCCGUCAACUCCAAAGAAAACUAGAAGCCCGAAUAGAACAUGCCCGUAGACUACACCAGGAAUAUCAUACAACUCCUGGUCUUAUUCCAAUUCAAAGACUUCCAAUUCCUGGGGUUAAAGACCAUCAGCCGCUAGUCCAGUGGGACACUGAUGAUAGUGAAGAAGAUAUAGUCAAUUUUUUUCCUUUGUCACGCAAGGAAUCGAGAAUUCACCAGGAACUCACUGAUACUUUUAGUAUAGAGGAAAUGAGCAUAUCCGGGGAUGAUGAGGAAGAGGAGGAUUUACAUCUUGUUCCCCCUCAAACGGUUUAUAAGAAAUUUGCUUGUUGUCCGUUUUCUUUUUGUGUAAUAAUGUAGGAUUAUUGGUGAAUUAAAUAUAUUCAGUAUUAUAAGA